CCCGCUGUUCCACUGGAAAGCUUCCGGAAGUCGGCAACUGAUGCUAUUGUAAUCGUUGCUCUUUUAUGCUCAACAGACACGUUGUUCUCAUUCCCUAUCGAGGUUCUGAGAAAUGGAGGAUAUUUCUUUCUGAUCAUAUACUUCUUUAUUGCUUUCCUCAUAUCGUUUCCGAUUCUUCAUCUGGAGCUAUUCGUUUCCCAGUAUCUUCAAAGUGGUAUAUUGAAGUCUUUUUUGCUCUACGGAUCCGGCUAUACAGGAUUCGGUAUCAGUAUUCUCUUACUUACCUUAGCGAAUCAGAAUUUGGCUAUUCACAAAGGUUAUUACUAUCUCAACCAUGCGAUCAAACUAUAUGACGGUGUAGAAAAGAUUGUCGAUUGCAUGGGAAGCAGUUACGUGCAACGGAAUAACUGUGAGUCCCUCUACAAUAACAAAAUCUGCACAGACAUCGAUGGACACGGCAACGUCUUUGUUGAGGGUGCCUGCAAAAAUGUCACCGGAAAGGCAGAUCGUAUCGAGAGAGCUGCUAAUGUCCAAUCCUCUAUGAUGGCCUAUAUAGAACACGCGUUGCGACGCAUAUGUGGCGCAUCGACGGGACGCUUGUACGAGUUAGCAGAAACUCUAGAGCGUCGACGAAUUGAUUUCUGUGCCGUGCAGGAAACGAGAUGGUCCUGCUGCAAGUCCAGGGACAUUGGCCUCGGCUUCAAAGCCGUUCUUUGUGGUGGCCCCAAAACCACCGACGGCGUCGGGAUAAUACAGGGUGGCGAGAAAUUACGUGUGCACGAAUUUGGUAGCGAUCCCAUCGUGGUAGUCACCGAAUGCCAAAAGUACCAUCUCUUCUCUGCGUAUGCUCCGCAGACUGGAUGCUCCGAGCAAACCAAGGACACGUUCUGGAACCUGCUUGAUGAAAAGACAGCUGAAAUACCGUUCCAAUAA
Molecule: messenger RNA, 933 nt
Organism: Haemonchus placei
Lineage: Eukaryota; Metazoa; Nematoda; Chromadorea; Rhabditida; Trichostrongylidae
Source: the annotation of a GenBank genome assembly